Fundulus heteroclitus (mummichog) is the source of this 2110-nucleotide messenger RNA. RefSeq names its product transmembrane 6 superfamily member 1. The record is from RefSeq and is a predicted model, not a curated record. NCBI's taxonomy places the organism in Eukaryota, Metazoa, Chordata, Actinopteri, Cyprinodontiformes, Fundulidae. Gene Ontology annotation, cellular component: lysosomal membrane.
CCUCCUCCCUGAGCAGGAGCAGGUGUGUACGUGAGCGUCCCCUAUGGGUCCGUGAGAGGUAUACAAAAAAGAAGAAAUGGUCAUUAUGACGGGAGGGACAAGACAGAGCACGCCAGCUGGAGCUGUACUGAAAGUUAGGCACUGCAACACGCCGCAGCUCUCCAAACGAUCCCUCGAACAUGACACAGAGUAAUCAUGGACUUUUCUGGAGCUGAUUUCUGUUGAGUCCUGCACUUCCAGAGGACCCCAGACCUCCAACAAUGAGCGCUUCUGCAGGGACGGGGGUGUUCAUGCUCUCACUGAUGUCCAUCCCUUUCUGCUAUUUAUUCAAUUCUCUCAUUUACAACAACAGUGCAGAAGCUUUCUGCUUCGCUGGGUGCACAGCAGUCCUCAUUCUGAUCAUUUCAGUCCGUUUUAUGCUCCAGAAGAAGGCUCCUGCUGACCCCCUGUUCUAUGUGUAUGCAGUGUUGGCAUUCCUCAGUGUGGUGAAUCUGAUCAUUGCACUGGAGCAAGACAACAUCAUCGAUGGAUUUGUGACGUUUUACCUCAAAGAGGCGGAACCACACAUCAAUACGGCGCAUGGGCACAUGAUUUCCUACUGGGAUGGCUGUGUGCAUUAUCUCAUGUAUCUGCUUAUGAUUGCUGCCAUUACCUGGGGGGACAGUUACCGAGCAAUUGGACUGUACUGGGUAGGCUCUUUUCUCAUGCGCACCGUGGUCUACAUUCUCGGGAAUGCCGUGGGAAAAUAUGGGACCCAAGUUACUCCUCUCUUCGUCCUCCACAUGCUUUAUAUCUCAGUGUCUGUGUGGGCUUGCUUCCGGGUCUUCCGGUUGCUUCGGCCCUCCACACUUGCUGCUCAGUUACCAGGCAUUCAGGAGGCCCAGCGGACGAACUUGCACCACAGACCUCUGGAUUUGCUGUUCAUCGUCUACCUCGUUCCGGCUCUGGCCUUCUGCAUCUUUAGAGGCCUGGUCGUUCUGGACUGUUCCAGUAAAUGGUGUGAGGACUACACCCAGCAGUUUGAGCCUUACCUGAAAGAUCCCUCCGCCUACCCUAAAGUUCAGAUGCUAAUGAGCAUGCUGUAUUCUGGACCAUACUACAUCAUCACUUUGUAUGGGCUGCUGGUCCCAGGAUGCGAAUGGAUGCCAGAUCUGACUCUUGUCCACUCAGGUGCCAUGGCCCAGGCCCAGUUCUCUCAUAUCGGUGCAUCUCUUCAUACACGGACACCCUUCUCUUACAGAGUGCCAGCUGAAAGCCAGCCUGUCUUCUUGCUUGUGAAUGUCCUGUAUGCUCUUGUGCCUCAUGCUCUGUGCUAUCGAUGCUGCACGCAACCGGCCUUCUUCCUCGAGUCAAACGGAGAGAAAAAAACACAAUGACUGUGUCUCUGGGACAAACGAAGCACCUACCACAGAUGGGAAGGAUGCCUUGAAAUAAGUCUGAAAAACUUGCAAAGCCCCGCUCUGUGUCUGUAUUUAGAAACGGUUUCUGUUUUUGGAGCGGGGGUCCCUCCCUUUAAUGUUUGUUGGGGGCACUCCCUGUAAUACCUUGUUGUUUAUGCUGGAAACGUGAAUAGAAGAUGAAGUGUAUUUUGUGUAUUUAUAAACAGUUUUAUGGUUUUGAACUAUUCCUAUUAUCUUUGCACUUUUUGACAACAGAACUAUUUGCAUUUCAAGCCCGAAGUUUGAAUUGGCAAAUAAAUGUGUGUGUUGCCUAUAUGUGCCUCGUAAUCAAAAGUCUUCCAUUUAAGUCCAAGUCUCAAGCAAACGUUGUUAUUAUUAUCGGUUAGAACUAUUUGCAGGUGCAAUCCUUGUAAAGUUACAAAGUUAUUAAAAAUGUAUUGUUUAAUGGAGUUCCCUGAUUUGUUUUCUCCUCCUACACAUGAGUAAAGCGGUUAUAGACAAUUCAUCCAGUGAACUUCAAACAGUAAUCUUUAGGUUAAAUCUGGCUUGUUUAUCAUUAUUUUAUCAAAUGGACAGAAAAAUAUAUUUAAACCGUUAUGACUUUUGGUUUGCACAAAUAUUACACCUUCAUCCAAAGUUAGUUACUAUAAUGAAUGCACUCCUGUGGUGGACAGGUUUUAUGUAAAAUAAAAUAUGCAUUUUUUUCUGUC